AUUGAGAGGGAAGACGCGAAACAGAAAGAGAGGUCUGGUUAACAGCGGGGAAAAGAGAGGGCAAACAAACCGAGUCAGAAAACCAAGCGCUGAGAGUCAUUUUUAUCUAGAAAGUGACAGAUCGAGGAAGAGGACAGCCUAUUUGCAAAAGUGCAGGAAAGAAGGGUUAAAAAACUGAAGACUACCAACACACAAAAGAAGAGAGGAAAAAGGCCAGCUGGUAGAUGUCAGCUUCCAACCCACAAGGGAUAUUUCACAAGGGAAACAAACCAAAGAAGUAAAACUAGGCUGAAGAGUCAAGAAGAGGAGCGUGAAUAAGAAAAGCUUCGUUAUUAAUCUGAGAAUCCCAGCUUUCAGGAUGUCAGUGUCCCGCAAGUGCCUGUGCUGUGUCAAAUACCUGAUGUUCAUCUUUAACCUCAUCUUCUGGCUUGGAGGUUGUGGCCUGUUUGGUGUUGGGGUCUGGCUGUCCUUCACGCAAGCAGAGUUUUCCUCCCUGCCGCUGUCGUUCCCCUCCCUGUCGGCUGCUAAUCUGCUGCUUGUCGCCGGUGGCAUCACCAUGGUGACUGGUUUCCUGGGUUGUCUUGGCGCAAUGAAGGAGCAGCGCUGCCUGUUGAUCACGUUCUUUGUGAUCCUCCUGCUCCUGGUCCUGACUGAGGUGACUCUCGUGUUGGUCAUACACAUCUUUCACAAGGAGCUGGACUCCAAAGCACAAGGCCAGUUAAAGGAAGGGAUGAUGAUUUACACAACAGAUGAUGGACUGAGGAAAUCCUGGGACAAUGUCCAGAAAAUGUUCAAGUGCUGUGGAGUAAGUAACAAAACAGACUGGUAUGAUGUGCUGAAUGGAACGCUGCCCUCAUCCUGCUGCUCCGUCGGGACAAACCAGUGUGAUGAAGGAUGGAGUGAGCCAUGUUACCAGAAGGCAAGGCAGUGGCUCCUAGACAACAUCCCCUCAGUCCUGGUGUUUGGAGUGUGCAUUGGCAUUGUGCAGAUCCUGGCCCUCGCUUUCUCCCUGCUGAUGUACUGUCAAAUUGUGGGUGCUGAAAAGUACUUGGACUGAUUCUAUUCACAGGCUUUUGGACAGGAAUACUUAUAAUGGACUCCUAUGGGAUCUGAAAAUACCACCACCGUGAUUGAAAUUUUCAAAAACUUUCGAUCCAGGCUUAUAUGAUCCUACGUUGUGCCUCAAAUGUCAUAACACAUCAGAUUGAAAGACUACCCCCAACAGAGUUUCUGCCCACAAAGAUGAGUUUUUUUCCUUGUUGCAUGAAGUAUGAAGAUGCUUUACUAAUAACUGAAUAAUUUGAAUGCAUCUAACAGGAGGAAAGAGGAAAAUAGCUUCGAUUGCACUAAAACUCUGGUUCAACAAUGUGCAGUCUGUCAGUUUUGGGUGGGUUAGGGGCAAGCAAGGGCUUGACUUAGAGUUCAGAUGUCACAGGGUUCAACCUGAACUGCAUGAACAUGUAGCAUCUUUUUUAAAAUCAUAUAUUAGAGCGACAUUUAGAUCAUUUUUUGUUAACAGGAUAAUCAGAAAAUCAGGAGUUUCAAAUGGAAAUUCAUUCAAAUACAGUAAUAAAUUGUUAGGUCUCCAGAGGAUGCUGGGUUUUAAGUUUUCACUCGGGUAAAUAACUUGAUGUUACAAAUUUGAUUAGUGAAAAUUGACUAGAUUGCACAUUUAAAUUAGAGAACCAUCUCCUAUGUUUAUGUUAAUCAGAACUAUCAUUUCACUUUUGUUGUAGCUGAGCAGGCCUUGCAUGACAUUAGCUUUUCUGUCCUAUAGUAGGCAAAAAGACCACACAAAAUUCUGUACAAAUACUUUAAUAAAAACAAUGUUUAAAAGAUCUUAAAAGCUUGCACAUCAGUCUCAGACAAUAAAUACAGAAACACAGUUGUACUUUGUUCUUACAUCAUAGCAUUAAAUGCCCGUAGUGAAUAUCUCCUCUGCUGUAUCCUCUUCGUAGAACUACACAGUGAGCUUCUGUGCAUCUUCACACAGAGGCAAGUUCAUGUAAAUAUGUAAAACAUUGCAGAUAAGUACACAUCUCACCAUAUUUCUGUUGUUUUUGAACCAUGAAUGUGUGUCAACCAGUGUAUAAGCACAAACUUCACAUAUGUACAGUGCACUACACCAGUAAGUAAAGAUGUUAUUGCAACCCCCUUGUAGCCCCUGGAAGAACUUUUUAUUGCCAUGGUUGA
This is a messenger RNA of Myripristis murdjan (pinecone soldierfish), 2193 nucleotides long. RefSeq names its product tetraspanin 4b (gene tspan4b). The record is from RefSeq and is a predicted model, not a curated record. Bases 359 to 1057 code for a protein of 232 amino acids. The transcript has 8 exons. Gene Ontology annotation, cellular component: plasma membrane. NCBI's taxonomy places the organism in Eukaryota, Metazoa, Chordata, Actinopteri, Holocentriformes, Holocentridae.